Messenger RNA from Knipowitschia caucasica, 969 nucleotides. Lineage: Eukaryota; Metazoa; Chordata; Actinopteri; Gobiiformes; Gobiidae. The record is from the annotation of a GenBank genome assembly.
AUGCACUCCCAGCUGCCCAGGCCCCUCAGACUCCAACACAUUUUCGGUUUUCGGAGGAAUGCCCAAGCAGCUACACUGAAGCGGCUACUGGAAGCGCACAUCUUGGACUUCCGACCCCUGGUGGCACUAGAGUCGUGGUACCUCCAGAUGAGCGCGGCGCUCCUCACCAAAUUCGAUAUUUCCCCGGAGACGUAUCGGCAGCGCUUUAGAGCCACCGGAGUUCCUGCUGGAGAGACGCCCACGGAGACCUACCAUCGGCUGCGAGGACUCUACCGUCGCUGGAUUCGCCCCGACAUCCUGUCCAAGGACGCGAUCGGUGAGCUCAUCGUCUUGGAGCAACUGCUGUGUGUGCUUCCGCCGGACGUCCGUAUGUGGGUGAAGGAGCACAACUUGGAGGACGGCCUUACAGCAGCGAAGUUAGCUCUUCAGUACCAGAACGCGCAUCGAGGAUUCACACGCUUUCCCAGUUCGAGUCAACGUCCAGCACCACCACCAGGACCACCUUCUGCACCACCCCCGAGACCAACCCAAGAUGUGAGAGACCCGCCCACCGUGGAGCCCUUCUUCACCGAGAUGCGGCAGGGUCUGGGACGUCCCGUGGUCAUGACGUGUCGGGUCCUGCGCGCUCAUCCGUCCCGCGUGCUUCGCUUUGAGUGGCUGCUGUCCAACCGACUGCUCCAUGCCGGGGCCUUCGACACUCACAAGGACGAGACAGAGUACACCAUCCGGAACCUGAACCGUGACGGCUGGGGGGAGUACACCUGCAACGUGAUCAACGAGGCCGGGGCGGGCCGCUGCACCUUCCACGUCACGGGGAAAGCGUUCGCGCCAGAGUUCUACUACGACACGUACAGCCCGGUGUGGCAGAACCGGCCUCGAGUCUACGGCUUCAAACUGCAGUGGACCCAGAUGAACCCCAACGCUGUGGACCGCAUUGUGGCCUACAGACUGGGCAUACGACAGGUCUGA